Messenger RNA from Phyllotreta striolata, 1654 nucleotides. NCBI's taxonomy places the organism in Eukaryota, Metazoa, Arthropoda, Insecta, Coleoptera, Chrysomelidae. The record is from the annotation of a GenBank genome assembly.
AAAAGAAGAAAACCGCAUGUUUUUGGAGGUUAUAUUUUGAUUUUGAAUCUUAUUCGAAUUUACAAUGGGUAAAAACAAGAAAGAUAAAAAGAAAGGAAAAGGCGCCGAGAAAACUGCGAAUAAAACUGAAAAGAAGUUAUCGAAUAAAAUGAAGAAGGAAUUACAAGCGAUUGGUGAAGACGAUAUAGAAACCAUUUUAUCGCAAAUAGAACAAGAGGAGAAAAAGAGAUUGCAAGUAACAGAAGUUGUUAUCGACCCACCGAGUAGAAGGCUCAAUUUCAGUUUUAUAGCUCAUCCCGAUAAAGAGCAAUUGAUAUUGUACGGUGGAGAAUUUUACAAUGGACAAAAGACGUUUGUAUACGGCGAUUUAUUUUUCUACAAUAUCGUAAACAACACUUGGACGGUGGUGAAGGCACCAAAUGGUCCUCCUCCUCGGUGCGGACAUCAAAUGGCUGCCAGUUCCGCAAACAAAGGCCAGCUGUGGGUCUUUGGAGGCGAAUUUGCCUCCCCCACUCAAUCUCAAUUCUACCAUUACAAGGAUCUUUGGGUCUACCAUUUAGGCAACAAACAAUGGGAAAAAAUCGUAUCCCCAAACGGCCCGAGUGCCAGAAGUGGACAUAGAAUGGUCUUGAUUAAGAAGCAAUUAUUCGUAUUCGGUGGAUUCCACGACAAUUUAAGGGAUUAUAAAUAUUUCAAUGACAUCUACAGGUUCGAUAUAGAAACAUAUAAAUGGAUUAAACUAGAACCGACCGGGACACCUCCUGCUCCAAGAUCAGGAUGUUGUAUGGUGGGAACAAACGAUGGAAAAAUAUUAAUUUACGGUGGUUAUAGUAAAGAGAAAAUCAAGAAAGAUUUAGAUAAAGGACACGUGUAUACUGAUGCCUUCUUAUUAACACCCGAUAAAAACGACACUACUGGUUUAAAGUACAAGUGGCUGCAACAGAAACUAGGAGGAGCUUCUUUCUCUCCCAGAUGCAGCAUGCCUAUCGUACCUGCAAUAAACAAUUUAACUGCAUACACUUAUGGAGGAGUCUUCGACAUCGAAGACGACGAAGAAAACCUCUCGGGACACUUCUACAACGACUUCCUACAGUUAGAUUUAGAGAAAUUCAGUUGGAAUAAAAUCGCUCUAAGCGGUAAAAAAGACAAGACCAAGGCCAAAAGGAAAAAGGACGAACCGGACGAAGCCGCCGAGCAAAUGCAAGUAGAGGAACUGGAAGAAAAAGUCGAGCACUCCACGAUAUCUGAUGAUGGUGUGUUUAAAGUAACCAUCGGUCCAGCGCCCACUUGCGCUCAAACCAACACUGCUUCAGACAGCGCCAGCGUUUCCACGUUAUUUCAACCUUCUGCUCGAAUGAAUUGCGGCUUGGCCAUCAAACAUGGCGUUUUGUAUUUGUAUGGAGGCAUGUUCGAGGACGGGGACAAGCAAAUCACGUUCAGCGAUUUCUAUUCGUUGGAUUUGAAGAAACUGGACGAGUGGAAAACCCUUAUUGCAGAUGAUACGUCGAAAAUAGAGUGGCUGGGAUCUGAUUCGGAAAGCGACGAUGACGAAGAGAGUGAAGAUGAUGAGGAAGAGUCCGAUGAUUCAAGCAUGGAAAUGAAUUGAUACAGGCUUUUCCGGAAUACGUGUGAAAUUCGUUCUACUGAGAUAAAG